Anopheles gambiae (African malaria mosquito) is the source of this 4544-nucleotide messenger RNA. RefSeq lists its product as uncharacterized. Bases 1 to 4299 code for a protein of 1432 amino acids. The record is from RefSeq and is a predicted model, not a curated record. Lineage: Eukaryota; Metazoa; Arthropoda; Insecta; Diptera; Culicidae. The transcript has 5 exons. Gene Ontology annotation, molecular function: tRNA (guanine) methyltransferase activity; RNA binding. Gene Ontology annotation, biological process: tRNA methylation.
AUGCUCCAAGCUUUCUACUUCUGUCCCAUUGGGCAAGUGCUGCACCGACAGUCGUUCAAAGCAAAGCAACUACGUCGCAUCGAAUCUCACCCGAAAAUGACCUUCCAAUCAAAAUUUGUGCAAGAUUUAUGCACAACCGAUACGGAAGCGCACGAGCAGCUGAUACAGCUCGCACAGAGCGAGCAAAUCUUCCUGCAGAAUGUGCACAAUCUGCACAAACCAUCGCUCGAAGCCCUGGUGUACGCGCUGCUGAUGAAGCAGCGGGGAAAACUACCCGCCUCGCUGCUGCAUGGCGUUAACCUGCAAACUAUCCUGUCGCUCGUGGACGGCAACCACGACCGCCUGCAAGGGGAUAGCGAUUCACUCCGCUGGACUUUGAGCGCCCUAGCGCUGACGGCACUGCUCGAGUCCGAUCUGCAGAUCGUGAUCCGGGAGCUGACAACGUUUGUGGAUCGGUUCGAGCGGGAGCUGCACGCAACGCCGGUCUACUAUGAUGUGUUGCAAACGUUUCUCAUCCUAGCACAAGAGCUUCCCGAGCUGGUUGCCAUCUGCAACCGAGCUAACGGUGCGGACAUGGUGCGCCGGUUGCAGUCGGACUCGAGGGUGAUGCGCACGAAAGCGUUGGCAUGUCUGCAAACGAUGAUGGAACUGAAUCCCGAUCUGGUCGAACAGUGGCUGUCCGAGACGCGCAGUCCGGCGCACCCGAUUGAACGGAAAGUGUUUCUGCUGCGUGAGCUGCUAGAAGCGUUGUUGCGGUGUACGGGCGACAGGAAAGCGGACAUACUGAGCGCAUUGCAGCUAGAUCACCUGUGGUUGGUCGUGUUCGAGGCGUUGGUCAGCAGGGACGCCGUGUGCCGAAUGGAAGCCGUAGCCAUUCUCCGGCACGCCAUCGGUUACGCGAUGCACUGCGAAAUGAGUUUUACCGGACAGUACUUUGCCUGGUGGCCAGAGUGGGAGAAAUGCUGCGAUGCGUGGCAAUCGAUUGUUGCCGUACUGGAGAGGCUGGACGAAUUCAAACUAGCAGUGCCGAUGGAACAGAUCGAAAAGCUGUUGGUCCUGCUGCACUGGGAGUGGAAAACUGUUCUGUUCCGUUUGCUCCUGGACCACACCAACGGCCAGGUGGUAAUGCAUGUUCACGACUAUUUUUUGAAGUAUCGCAAGUUCAACGCCACGGAGGCGGAGAUGGAAAAGCGACUGUUGGACGGCUUAAACCGAGCGCCACUGGCGGCCGGUGGUAGUGUGCCGAAAGGUGUGAUUGACAAGCUGAGCAAGUACUACGACACACAGAAAGCGUACGAUUAUCUACUGCAAACAAUACCGGAACUCUCAUGGAACCCGGUCGCGUUCCAUUGCAUCGUCAGCGUAGUGCACCAAAGGACGUUCAAGCUGGCAGCGCAAUGCAAACGCAGGCAGGAAACGGCUGCAACGAUACGAUCGCUUACGAGCUGCGCUAAAGUAUGCCAUGAUAUUAAAAACUUGCCCCUGCGCUUCGCGGCCUUUGUGCUGCUGGUGCAUUGUGUCAAUCAGCUUGCCGAACCGACGACCGAUGCGGCCGUUCUGCUGGCCGUAGUCGCGGAAAUGCAGAAGCUUACCCCAAUGUUCGCCAUCACCCAGGAACACUUUCGCAGUCCGGAUGGCAGCUUGUUCCUGGACCGCCUAACGAAUGAUGCCCUGGAGCCGCACUGGGGAAGGGUCAGCCCUGCGGACACUUUUCUCAUCGAGCAGGUGCUGGUACAAAGAGCUAAAAACAGCCUAUACGCUUGCCUUGAGUUGAGUAGCCAUAUGCUGGAAUCGAAUAUUUCCGUUUGUUGCAAGCUGUUGGGACAUAUGCCCGAAUCAGUUAACAGCGUAUUUAAUAGCAUUUGCAAUAACUUUCAAUCUGCGGUGGAUAGCAUCAGACAGGCGCAGGAAGCAGGCGAACGUAUACCGCAGCAAGCAUUCGCUGUGCGUGAGCAGCUGAUCGCUCUGCAGGAAGCAGUUGACAAGAGGAAAUUUGAUUAUCCGCCAAAUUUGAGCGGUAUGAUGAGUCUGAUGAAGGAAUUGCAAGCAUUUGUAGACGAGCGGUUGCAAAGCUUCGACUACGCAGACCAUGCAAGGGCGAUAGAAACGAUACAGCUAACACAUCUGAUCGCAUGGCACGAGGACUGUUGUAAAGUGGCUUCUCUUUUCUUCCAGUCCGUAUCCGUUCAAGAGCUCAAAAACAGUCUCGAUCGUCGCGGUGUGGGGGAAGCGCCAACGACCGAUCAAGUGUAUGCAAUGGUUGUGGAAAUUCACCUCAACUAUCGCCAGCAUGUGCAGAAUUUCAUUGAGAUAUACAAAACGGAAGAGCAUUGGUCGGGACUGCACAUCUUGUUUGAUAUCGAUAACGUCGACGUGUUAACGCUGGCGGUUGAGCUGCUUUACGCGGACUGCAAGAAAAUGGAAGACGUACGUUACCGAAACUCCAACCGAGUGAAUAUGAUCGAUCGCUGCUAUGAGAAAAUUUUAACCCACCACCAAUCGGAGGACCACUUCCUGACACUGAUGUCAAAAUUUGUGAAAAUGCUGCUCGAUCCAUUAUGUGCGGAGAACAUGGAAUAUGACGAUGUGUAUAUUCCUGACUUUGUUCUAAAGUACUUGUCCAUGUUUUUCGAGCAGGGCAGCAGCACCACUCAAGAACUGCCACUUGUUGUGCUGGAAUGCCUGGUCCGCUUUCCGGAAGAAUUUUUCCGCUAUUUUCAUUGGCUAAUUGUCAAAAUUUUAGCACAGGGCAUGAUCUUUGGUAAGGGACCAAUGCGUGAUGCUAGCAGCCAAGAAGUGGAUGUGAUAAAACGGUUUGGUUUGGACGUACCGUUGAAAAAACGCUACCAAGCGGAUGGGCGUAUGGUUCGCGUGAUGUGCAGUUUGUUUCUCCAUCGGUUCAACCAUUUCAAAGUCGGUGCUUUUAACAACCUGGUGACCAAGGUGGAAGAAAACCUAAUGCAAUACUUCACGGAAUCUAAAAUGGUUAUGCAUCACGUACAUCGCUUCGAGAUCUACCCUCUGCAGAAGCUUUGGGCGGCGCAAGCGCUGUGCAUAGCGGUGUCCAUCGCGGGCUGCAGUAAACCGGACCUCCUGCUGAAGGCACUGCUGUACGAAGCGAACCCGACCUGCAUACAGCGUCUGCUCGAGCUGAUCGUGGUGGACAGCGAGAUUAGCACGCUGGCCAUCGCCAACUCGCUCAAGGACGGGAAGGUGACGCCGGCCGGCAUAGAGUCGAUCUGCGGCAUCCUCUGGCUGCGCUGCUGUCGCGAUAAGACGCUCAAUAAUCAGUCUAUCUAUUUGUUAAUGCCCUGGACGAUGGCCGAAAGCUUCACCAUUGGCUUGUGGGCACAGAUCACUAUAAGCAAGCUGCUGGCACGGUUUGCACGUGCGGAUAAGCCGCAGUUCAAGCAAAUGUACACCAUGUUCAAACAAUCCCAUCAGCAGACUAACAUUAAGCCGCACGUUACACGGAUACUGCGGGACGUUCGAUUCCAACUUGACAGCAACUGUUUGCUAACGUUCGAGAACGUGUUUCACAACAUACCGAAGGCGGCCGGUGUACCGGCCGAGGACGUCGCAGGGACGGCGCUGCUGAAGGCAUGCGUUCAGCUGCUUGAUGGACUCGGCGAAAAAUUCCUCGGCAAAGCAAUGCGGGUGCAGAAACUGCCGCGGGAAGUGGUGGAAACCAACCGUGUGCCUUACCAACCGACAGACUGGACGGGCUACUUCGUCCCGCCAGAGCAUGCGAUCGUGCCGCUGAAGCGGUUGGAUCCGCGUCAAGAUCUGAUGCUUGAGCUGCCGUAUCGGUUGUACAAUUCGCCGCAAAAGAGGGAAGCUUCCGAAUUGUGCGUGGUAGCCAGUAACGUUACCAAUGUGCCCGAUCUGGCGGACCUUGCCAGAAUGGGCAAACGCUUUGGAAUCAAGCAGCUGUUCAUCAACUCGCUGCAAGAUCUUGACAGCAAGCAGUUCAAGAUGCGUAGCGCGUCCGUCGAACAGUGGCAAACGGUGCGUGAACUGAAGGCCCACAAUGUGUACUCAUAUCUGUGGGACUUGCAGGACAAAGGUUACACGCUAGUGAACGUCAAACACACGGAAACCCCCCAGAGCACACCGCUCCAUCAGCUACAGUUGCCCAAAAAGUGUGUGCUUGUACUAAACCUGCUGGAGAGAUUUCCACACGCGGUCCUGAAUGUGUACAUACCGCCGAUUGGGGCUAAACGGUUGCUAACCGUUCCCGAAACGGCAGCCUUGUUGAUGUGGGAGUACGCGAAACAACACCACGCUGCCGCUAUGUAGGGUUGAUCCAUAGCAUCGGGGUAGUAUCCGGGCGCAGUUGGAAGUUGGAAAGGGAAAAAAACCAGGAGCUUUCAAUUAGUGGCGCUUUGAAUGCUGCGAAACAGUAAGCUUCUCCUGAGGAUACUUACACCUUGAAAGAAAUUUGUGUUGCAUUAUUCUUUUUAAAAUCAUUAUCUUUUUCUGUUUUUUAAAUUUGUAUCAUCUUACUUUACUAUUAAUCAUUUAUAAAGUAUUUUCAAUUGAAA